AUGCUUGGUAUCCAGCAAGACCGGUGGCGCCGGCCGACGGGCCACUACUGGAUAGCAGCCUUCUUCUUAUCCAUCUUCCUAGUGGCCAUAGCUCUUUACUACAGCGCCACCGAUCAGCCUCCAAACGCAGUCGGAGGGAACAAUCGGCCGUCGAGGCAGAUAUACGCCACCUACCUGACGGCGCCGUCGGCGGACCAAUCCGUCACCUCGCAGCCGCACGGCUUCGGCGACGACGACCCGUACUUCGUCGGCGUGCGCCUGCUCAACUACCAGCUCCGCCACGCGCCCGAGACGCGCACCCGGCGCGGGCUCCCCUUCGUCGUCUUCGUCACGCCGGCCGUCGAGCACGCAAAGCGGAGCGUCCUCCUCGCCGAGGGCGCCGACGUGGUCGAGAUCGCGCACCUGGGCGCCGACUGGAUCCACCCGCCGCAGCAGCGCUGGGCCGACGUCCUGACGAAGCUGCGCAUGUGGGAGUUCGAGGACGCGUACGACCGCGUCGCCUUCCUCGACAGCGACAUGCUGCUGACGGCGCCGCUCGACGGCCUCUUCGACGAGCCCGCGGCCGCGGCGCCGCGCCGCACCCUCGACCGCCCCAACGCCACGCUGCCCGACGAGGCGCCCCUGCCCGGCUCGUACGUCAUGGCCGGCGUGCCGCAGGCCGACCUGCUGCAGUGGCCGUCGUUCGCCCGGACCCCCAACUACGCGCAGAUGAACGCGGGCCUGAUGGUGUUUAAGCCGUCGCGCGCCCUCUUCGCCCACUACGAGUCGGUGCUGCGCAUCCCCGGCCGCUUCGACCCGACGCUGCCCGAGCAGUUCUUGCUGAACUACGUGCACCGCGCCGACCGGAGCAUGCCGUGGUCGGCGUUGGACCUGAGUUGGCAGGCGCAGUACCCCAAUGCCGAGGACAUCGCCAGCGGCGUGCGCGUCUUGCACGACAAGUGGUGGAAUCCGUGGAUCAAGAACGAUACGGCCGAGCUUUUCCAUGCGUGGCGCUGGCGUAUGGAGGGCUUCUAUGAGGGCCUUAGGGGCGAGGUUUAUGAGCCGGCGUACUAUAGACAUGAGGGAACGACUGAGGGUUAG
Molecule: messenger RNA, 1080 nt
Organism: Diplodia corticola
Lineage: Eukaryota; Fungi; Ascomycota; Dothideomycetes; Botryosphaeriales; Botryosphaeriaceae
Product: glycosyltransferase family 8 protein
Exons: 1
Coding region: 1-1080 (359 amino acids)
Biological process (GO): protein N-linked glycosylation
Molecular function (GO): glycosyltransferase activity
Source: RefSeq, a predicted model, not a curated record